Molecule: messenger RNA, 2899 nt
Organism: Cyprinus carpio (common carp)
Lineage: Eukaryota; Metazoa; Chordata; Actinopteri; Cypriniformes; Cyprinidae
Gene: mmp17a
Product: matrix metallopeptidase 17a
Biological process (GO): collagen catabolic process; extracellular matrix organization; proteolysis
Cellular component (GO): extracellular matrix
Molecular function (GO): zinc ion binding; metalloendopeptidase activity
Source: RefSeq, a predicted model, not a curated record
AUUUAAAAGUAAACUUGUAGCGAAAAUAAAAACGCACAGGUCUCAGCUGGAGGACAGUGCCCCCGCAGAGCCCCCCUCCCAUCUGUGAAGUAGCUAUACAAGUUCUCCUCGCGGUUUCCGCGCAUCAGUCCGCUGCGUUCGGCGCUGAGCGCGGCAGCUCCUCUCUGACAGCACAUGCACUGAUCACAAAGGGCUUCGGAUUAGGACUGAACGAAGACGUUUGACUUUUGGGACUGAAUGCGUACACGGUUCAUCUUCAGGCUCCUUUGGUUAAUCGUGAUGCCCACAGUGAAUGACAUUUCGUUUGGAGACAGAGAUCUCUGAGGAAAUUAAUUGUCCUAUAUUGUGUUGUAUGUGAUGUGUUUCACGUGUCUGCGCACCACAGUGAGGUAGUUUGACUGACACGUGUUCCCAUGGACCGUUAAAUGCCCGGGAUCCGGCUUUGGGUGAUUUGUACGGUGGAUGCGGCGGAAAGAAAGCCCGUUCUGUGAUCACCGGGAGCGAGGACAACAUGAAGUCUCUCAGAAAGUGGAAUUUCGCCCGGACCAUUUGGAUUAUUUACCCAGAGAUGAUUCUUUUUCCAGUUCUUUGGUUUUUAUCUCAAACUCGGGCGGCCCCGUCUAUAACAGCCGAGCAGAUGGAUAUGGGGGUGGACUGGUUGAGCAAGUUUGGCUAUCUCCCUCCCCCUGAUCCUGUGAAUGGACAGCUACAGACUAAAGAGGCUUUGACGAGGGCCAUCAAAGCCAUGCAGAGGUUCGGAGGCCUGAAAGAAACUGGAGUGCUAGACCAAGCAACCUUGGGCUUAAUGAAGACCCCUCGUUGCUCACUGCCAGAUGUGUCAGAGCCGGAUAUAUCGGCAGGCAGACGAAGGCGUGCGCUAGCUACUCAGAAUAAGUGGAACAAGAGGCAUCUUUCCUGGAGGGUAAGGACGUUUCCAAAGGAGUCAGCUUUGCUGGGCCGGGACAUGGUGCGGGCACUUAUGUACUAUGCACUGAAAGUGUGGAGUGACAUUGCUCCUCUCAACUUCCAUGAGGUGGCGGGGAAUGAGGCAGACAUUCAGAUUGAUUUCACCAAAGCGGAUCAUAAUGAUGGAUACCCUUUCGACGGCCCCGGUGGCACAGUAGCCCACGCAUUCUUUCCUGGAGAACGAUUCACAGCGGGCGACACGCACUUUGAUGAUGAUGAAGCCUGGACCUUCAGAUCGCCAGAUUCUCAUGGAAUGGACCUUUUCGCAGUGGCGGUGCAUGAGUUUGGGCAUGCCAUAGGGCUCGCACACACCUCUGCCAUUGAGUCCAUCAUGCGCCCUUACUAUCAGGGGCCAGUGGGCGACCCGCUCAAGUACAACCUCCCGUACGAAGACAAGAUUCGCGUCUGGCAGCUUUACGGUGUUCGAGAGUCCGUAUCGCACACAAUGCAGCCAGAUGACCCCUCUCAAACCGCCGAACCUCCCGUCCUGCUUGACCUCCCUGAAAACAGAUCCAUGAUACCAUCUGCCCCUGAUGCCCCUGACAGAUGCACAAGCCACUUUGAUGCUGUAGCCCAAAUUCGAGGGGAGGCCUUCUUCUUCAAAGGGAAGUAUUUUUGGCGUCUGACACGUGAGAAGCACCUGGUGUCAUUGAGGCCGGCUCAGAUCCAUCGCUUCUGGAGGGGUUUGCCUGCCAACCUGGACAGCGUGGAUGCUGUAUACGAGAGACCUGGAGACCAUAAGAUAGUGUUCUUUAAAGGUGGGAAAUAUUGGGUGUUCAAGGACAAUAAUGUUGAAGAGGGCUACCCACGGUCUGUCACGGACUUCGGACUGCCUGCGGAGGGAGUGGAUGCUGUAUUUGUUUGGCUGCACAAUGAGAAGACCUACUUCUUCAAGGACAGCCGUUACUGGCGCUAUGAUGACCAUCUGCGGUGCAUGGACCUCGGCUACCCAAAAGACACGGCGCUGUGGAAAGGGAUCCCAUCUCAACUAGAUGACGCCAUGCGGUGGUCUGACAGAGCAUCAUAUUUCUUCAAGGGAAAGGAGUACUGGCGUGUGGCGGGCAGCGAUAUGGAGGUUGAAGCAGGUUAUCCGCGUCCCAUCGGCAAGGACUGGCUGGUGUGCACAGAAAUGCAGUCGGACUCCCCGGAGAUGCAGAACAACUCAAACACAAGGCUACAUGGCCAGCACCACGCAGACCAUGCAGAAAAUGGCUAUGAGGUUUGUUCCUGCACUUCGGACUCAGCCUCCCCGUUGGGGACGCGACUGACCCUCUCGCCCGUCUGGGUGUUAGCACCACUCUGGACGCUUACACUCGCUCUCUCCUCUGCUCCUCUAUGAUAAGGGCAGAGCCACAGGCCUGUACUCAAAAAGACUCCAGGAGCAGAAAAUACAGCAGCCUGUGGGUAAAGAGAGCACUGAGAGGCUCUGAAAAAGCCUUUCACCAGCGCUGGACUGAUGGAAAGGCCUCAGCACUUCAAUCAAGAAAGGGAGUGGAUCACUUUUUUUUUUGGUUGAUACUUUUUGUUACUAUUUUUAUUAUUAUUAUUAUUAUUAUUAUUAUAAUUAUUAUUAUUAUUAGUGGUGCUUGCUAUUGCUUACCUGAACAAAGGUUGAAAAAAUGAAAAAUUGCUGAAGAUUGACCGUCAGGCUGUUCAAGAUGUAAAUAAGUGUGUUUCUUUAUCAGAACAGAUUUGAAGAAAUUUAGCAUUACAUCACACCAUUGGAUCCUCUGCAGUGCCGUCAGAAUGAGUCUCCAAACAGCUAAUAAAAACAUGAUGAUAACCCACAAUUAAUCCACACUAAACCAUUCCAAUCUUGUGAAGUGAAAAUCUGCAUGUUUGUAAGAAACAAAAACAUUAAUUGAUGAACUGGAGUUGUGUGGAAUGCAGAUUAUUGUGAUGUGUUUGUCAACUGUUUGGUCUCUCAUUCUGA